Molecule: messenger RNA, 2083 nt
Organism: Oryza sativa Japonica Group (Japanese rice)
Lineage: Eukaryota; Viridiplantae; Streptophyta; Magnoliopsida; Poales; Poaceae
Product: protein DETOXIFICATION 29
Biological process (GO): xenobiotic detoxification by transmembrane export across the plasma membrane
Cellular component (GO): membrane
Molecular function (GO): xenobiotic transmembrane transporter activity; antiporter activity
Source: RefSeq, a predicted model, not a curated record
CUGCUUCACGGCAGUACACACCUUGGUAUCGAUCGUAGCAGCCUUAAUUGGCCAACUCCUUUAAUUUGCUCCCUCUCCAUAUAGCAACAGCGUCAGAUCACAAUAUAUCCACAAAGCUUAUAAAUAGUGCUGCCUAGCUUCUCUCUCUCUCAAUGCUAGCUAAACCAUAGCUAGCUUGCCUACCUCCUCCUCUUCUUCUUCUUCUUCUUCAAAAGCUUCUUCAGAGUGGUGGCGAUAUCGACUACACACUGUUCUUGGCUACAUCGAUUGAUUGAUCAGAGAGAGAUAUAACGAUAUCGAUCGGAUCAGUUAAAUAGAGUAAUUGAUCGAUAUGGGGAAGCUGGUGAGCAAGAGCUGGCAGGAGUCGAAGCUGCUGUGGCACAUCGCGUUCCCGGCCAUCCUGACGGCCGUCUUCCAGUUCUCCAUCGGCUUCGUCACCGUCGGCUUCGUGGGCCACAUCGGCCAGGUCGAGCUCGCCGCCGUCACCGUCGUCGAGAACGUCAUCGAGGGCUUCGCCUACGGUGUCCUGCUAGGCAUGGGGAGUGCGUUGGAGACGUUGUGCGGGCAGGCGGUGGGUGCUGGGCAGGUGUCCAUGCUAGGCGUCUACAUCCAACGCUCAUGGAUCAUCUGUGGCGCCACCGCUGUCAUCCUCACCCCGACCUACGUCUUCACCGCCGGCAUCCUCAUAGGGCUUCGCCAGCCCACCGACAUCGCCGCCGUUGCCGGCACCUACACCCGUUGGGUCAUCCCGCAGCUCUUCGCCUACGCUGCCAACUUCCCUCUCCAGAAGUUCUUUCAAUCGCAGAGCAAGGUGUGGGCCAUGACGGCCAUCUCCGGCAUCGCCCUGGCGCUCCACGUUGUGCUCAACUACAUCUUCCUCACCCGCCUCGGCCACGGCCUCGUCGCCGCCGCUCUCAUCGGCAAUGUCACCUGGUGGCUCAUCAUUCUCGCCCAGUUCAUCUACCUCGUCUCCGGCUGCUUCCCGGAGGCUUGGAAGGGGUUCUCCAUGCUCGCCUUCAAGAACCUCGCCGCCUUCGUCAAGCUCUCGCUCGCCUCCGCCAUCAUGCUCUGCUUGGAGCUUUGGUACUACACAGCAGUGCUCAUCCUUGUCGGCCUCCUAAAGGAUGCCAAACUCCAGGUUGACGUCAUGUCUGUCUGCAUCAAUUACCAGCUCUGGACCUUGAUGGUUGCACUGGGCUUCAAUGCAGCAGUGAGCGUGAGGGUGUCGAACGAGCUGGGCGCGAACCGGCCGAAGGCGGCCAAGUUCGCGGUGGCGAUGGCGGUGUCGACGUCGGCGAUCGUCGGCGCCGUUUUCAUGGCCGUGUUCUUCAUUUGGAGGACGCAGCUGCCGCGCUUCUUCAGCGACGACGCCGACGUGGUCCGUGAGUCCGCCAAGCUCGGCUACCUCCUCGCCGCAACCAUCUUCCUCAACAGCAUCCAGCCCGUCCUCUCUGGUGUGGCGAUAGGAGCAGGGUGGCAAUCACUCGUGGCGUUCAUAAACAUAGGCUGCUACUACCUGGUUGGCAUCCCACUGGGUGUCCUCUUUGGCUUCAAGCUGAAGCUCGAUGCAAUGGGGAUUUGGGUGGGUAUGUCACUUGGCACGCUGCUUCAGACAGCCAUACUGGCCUUCAUUUCCUUCAGGACAAAAUGGGAGAGACAGGCCAUGAUGGCUGAGGAGAGGAUCAGAGAGUGGGGAGGGAGGAACGACGACGCGCUGCCGUCCACGACGACGCCGACGGCUGAUGAUCAUAACGUAGAUAGAUGAUGAUGAGAUCAGAUGGUUAAUUAUUCCUUCAAAUUAAUUAAACUUGCAGUUAAAUAGUGGAGUUAUUUAUACACACAUCACAAAAGCUGAGUAGGCUUGUAGAAUUAUUUUGUACAGAUUCAUAUAUGGUCUAUGUAGAGAGAGAAGCUCGGUUUUUAUAGGUGCUAAACCUCAGCUUGAAUUUCGUUUUGUCUUGCCUUCCUUUUCUUCCAUUUUGGUUGGAAGAUGAUCAGCUGGAAAUUAUUGUACUACUGAGGUUCAUUUUCACAUUGAGGUGAUUUUUUGAGCUCCGUAAUUAUAAAACGUCUCUUUAUUUGA